ACCUUGGUUAAUAAGGUGGCCUUUCGCGGACUGAAAAAAGGAAAGAAGAAAAACCCUUUUGCUAAAAGCCCGUAAAACCCUUCUCCUCUACACUACAGUGUGUACGAAAAACCCCAAAGCAGCAAUUGAUACACAGACACAGACACAGACACAGACACAGUAGUAAUACAAUACAAUGGCCAUCACCAUCAGAUUGAAACACUGGCAAACUGCCCUUACUCACCAUGGCGCGUCCCUACUCUCCUGCCUUCAGACCCAAACCCAAACUCCCUCUCGCUCCCUAUGCUCUCUUCUUUCACCCACCAAUUCUGAGGAGGAUCAGAAACGGAGACAGAAUGAGGAGCAAAAGGAAAUGUUUCGCAUGAAUUACAAAGUAGAUGCCACUUCUCAUGACACCCGUCAGCCUUUCAAGCCUUCUGUUUUUUUCUAUAUUGGGAAUCAGGGUCAUGAAGCUAGCGUAGGGGAUUUUAUAUUCACGGAAAGACUUAAAUAUGUUGAUGUCAAAGACAAGGUGGAAUUCACCAAGGUUGGCUUAGUUUCACUAAAAAGGAAGCUUUUCUUGCGUCACCCACUCAAACGCUUGCUGCAGAACGCAUAUGUUAAGGCAGUAGUUGAGGCUCAUGUUCAAGAGUUCGGAAAGGAUUUCACUAAGUUGAGAGUUGUUGAUUUUGGCUUCUUAGAUGACGAAGGCAGAAAAAAAAACCUCAAGUUUUGAGGGAACUUUUAAACAAUUCAUGGUGGAAGUUAGGGCAUGUGUCGGGGCAGAACUCAGAAGACAAAGGCAAAUGCUUUUAAUCUUGAAUAUUGCAGCCUUGCUUACACCUCUGGUUAUCCUAAUGUAUUCCAGAUUUAUAUUUCAUGUAAAUUAUGUCUCAUUCCCUGCCUACUAGUUAGAGAAUAGAAACAACUUUGUGUUUGGUUUCCUCCUAUUAAUGGCUUUAAGUGAUAAUUAAGAAAUUACUAUAUCACAUAACUUCACAUGUUACUAGAGUUCUUCUA
Messenger RNA from Quercus robur (English oak), 999 nucleotides. RefSeq names its product 50S ribosomal protein L21, mitochondrial-like. The transcript is spliced from 5 exons. The record is from RefSeq and is a predicted model, not a curated record. Bases 176 to 715 code for a protein of 179 amino acids. NCBI's taxonomy places the organism in Eukaryota, Viridiplantae, Streptophyta, Magnoliopsida, Fagales, Fagaceae.